Messenger RNA from Acaulospora colombiana, 630 nucleotides. NCBI's taxonomy places the organism in Eukaryota, Fungi, Glomeromycota, Glomeromycetes, Diversisporales, Acaulosporaceae. The record is from the annotation of a GenBank genome assembly.
AUGACACCCUACGAAAAUUCUUUGGAUAACUUAUCUUCUAAUUCAUCUGAAUAUUUGCCUUUCAAUAAUAAUGAUAAUACACAUUCUGAUCCAAGUACUUCAAAUAAUGGAAAGAAGAGAAGUCAAGUUUGGAAUUACUUCACAAAGCCAAGCUCUUCAACCGAUAUUAAAACUCAUAAAGUGAAGUGCCCAUUCAGUGAAUGUGGGAAGGAGCUAACCUAUUCGAGUGCUACUUCAUCAUUAAGAUAUCAUUUAACAAUCCACAAUAUUAAUGUAAAUGCAAAUAAACAAUCUAAAGGUCUCAUUAAGAAUCGUAGGAAAAAAAAUUUGAAGAAACAGAAAGAACCAUCCCUUUUGCACAUUAAGACCUAUCAACCCCCCAAAUUGACAAAUUCACAAAUGGUUAAUUCGUAUAAUCUACUGCUUCCUAAACUACGGAAUAUGCUUCAACAGGUUGAAUCUGUAUCAUUAGCAAUUGUAACGUGGAAGCUUGAAAAUUACGGUUCUUAUACGGAGAUAACUUGUCAUUGGAUUUCUGAUGAUUUUCAGUUACGCGAAGUUCUUCUAGAUAUUGUUCGAGCCGAAGAAGUGAAUGGAAGUUGGAUGAAAAGCAUCGAGUUAGUUCAAUAA